Messenger RNA from Actinia tenebrosa (Australian red waratah sea anemone), 2232 nucleotides. RefSeq lists its product as uncharacterized. Gene Ontology annotation, molecular function: GTP binding; GTPase activity. The record is from RefSeq and is a predicted model, not a curated record. Lineage: Eukaryota; Metazoa; Cnidaria; Anthozoa; Actiniaria; Actiniidae.
GGAAUGACGUGGACUGAAAUGGCUAUAUUUCCAUCAGUGGAUUGCCAUACUCUCUUCCUACCUGCCAUAAAGAAGAAGUUCCUUGAAGAUUUAUCAAGGGCAAGAGAAGAAGAUUUGACAGAAGAAUACAAACAAGAGCGAGAUAUUCUGAUAACAAAAAUAAAACAUGGCCUAAAACCAAAGGGAAAAAAUGGUGCUCCCAUCUCUGGACCAGAGCUCUCUUCUCUUCUAGAGAUUUUAGUUGAAGCUGCUAACGAGGGAUCGCUGGCUCAGAUCCCAAGCAGAUGGAACACGUUCCUUGAAAAACUCGAGAGAACCGCGAAGGAAGACUGCUUGGAGUUUUACGAGGGAGAGAUGACAUUACUGUACAAAAAGUAUGACAAUGGCCCUAUUCCAGAAGAGGAACUUCAAGACUGGCACACUGUUGCACAAAACAAGUCCCUGAAGCUACUUACACAUCUUUUAUUCGGUCUUGGUCACGUGGUAGAAGAAUCGUCACGUGGUUUGUCUAGGAAGAUAGACGAGAGUUACGAAAGGUCUUUGGAUAUGAACGCCAAAAAAACUACCUUAAAGUGUAAUGACGUACAACGCAGACUCGAGCUUGAAUCAGAAGAGGAACUCGAGAAGAUUGGACUGCCCGUCAAAUCCGCUCAACUUUUUAGUUUGUUUAAGAAUAUCGAAAAGGAAACCCUGAAAAAAUUUGAAUUAUAUUUGGGGUAUUUAUCUAAAAGUAUCGCGUACAAGACUUACUAUACCAGACUUCAGGAGUCACUAGACAGUCUACGCGACUCUUACGUCCUUAAGAACAACAAAGCCCUUGAGGGUGUUCUGAAAUACGCGAUGGGAAAGGCAAUCGACGUUUUCUUUCAGAUAUCAAAAUCGAAGGACGAAACCCCGCGAACACCAAAGGUGUUGAAGAAAGUCCUUGAAAACGCUAAGCAAGAAGGCAUAGAGGUGUUCAAAACAGAAAGUGAUAUCGCUAUUGAGGAGGACAUAUUUCAGCCCUUCCUCUUCAUGCUUCAGGGUAAAAUAGAUGAAGUCUGGUUGUCCAUGGAAGAUGAAAAUACCGAGCUAGUACGACGACAAGCGGUCUCCAAGGUGAGAGAGCUGUUGGUGUUGUUCAGAGAUAACACAGCAGGCCAUAAGAUCGUUCUUCCCAUCAACGAAACAGAUCUCGAUUCGAGGCUGACAGCAGAAAAAGAGAAAAUCUUUGCAAGCUUCCAAAGUUCCCAGACUGGAUUUGAAGGGUUUGAAGUAGUAAAACAGACGUAUGGAUCUCUCGAGGUGGACCUAGAAAAGAUCUGUGUGGAACGCCGUCACGAAAACAUGGUUGCUUAUAGUAAAGAAGUCAAGGUUCCCUUGACAACCAGUAAAAAAGUUGUCAUUAUCUCGGCGGACAACUACGACACUGUUUUUUCUCUCAAGCAAUACAUCCGACAAGUUUGUCUUUUAAAUCUGGACGAAGGGAAACCCAAGCACUGGCCAAUGUCACUCAAGAACACCAUUAUUGACAAUUUCAUUGAAACUGAUAAAGAUAUUGGUAAAAUAAUCAAAGCCCGUAAGAGUUUGUGGAGAAAUUUCAAAGGUUUUUUCCAGUGGAUGCUGUGGUUAUUUGGGAUGUACUAAUAAUUAUUGUCGUUUUAAUUUAAAGAACCAUUAUUAUUGCUGUUAAUAUUGGUGAGUUGUGUUGAGGAAUAGGUUUAAGUGCACCUGUAGUGACAGACCACCUCUAACUCUUUAUAAGGUAACCUUAUCUUUCUCAUUUAGAGGUGAUAAUAAAUUGAGUCAGUCACCUCUAAUGAACGACCACCUCUAAAAUCCGACCACUCUUUACAAGGUGAACUUAUCUCACUCAUUUAUAGGUGGAUAUAGAUGGAAUGAACGACCACCUCUAGAAUCUGACCACUCUUUAUAAGGUGAACGUAUUUCUCUCUUUUAGAGGUGGACAUAGAUGGAGUGAGUCACCUCUAAUGAACGACCACCUCUAUAAUCCAACCACUCUUGUCACUUCGGGUGACCAAAUUUAUCUCUUUUGAGGUGACCUUGUUUUCCAGCCCAUAGAAUCCAACCACAUGCAAGUUCUCAAGGUGACCACAUUUCACAGACUGUAAAACGUUCAAAUAUACAGUUUAUAUUUGGCAUAGAAGACUUUUGUCAAAGAAAAUACUGAAAAGGCUGGUUUAAGUUCUUAAAUAAAAAAUAAUAAUAAUAAAUAAAUAAAUAAAAACCUAA